AUGCUCAAGCCUUCCGAUUUGGAACUUGCUGAUGUUUAUGGAAAUACAUUACUAUAUUAUGCAUGUUUGUGUGGACAUUUGCAAUUGGUACAUUUCUUAUCGGAGAAAGGAGCACGUGAUGAUAAGUUUCAUCGAUGCUACAUGAAUGCCUUAUCUCUCAAUAUCCGCAAACUAUUGAAAAUUUAUAAUAAUUAUUCCAAUUUUAGUAAUAAUCUCAUCAUGAAGAAAAAAGAAGACUUGCUUGAUGAGGAAGAUCAUUUAUUACAGAUGGAAUCUUUAUCACUUCAAUCGUUCAUGGUUAAAAAAACAAAAAGAAUUCUUUUGGAAAGUGAAAGAAAUAUGGAGAGUGAUAUUACUCUAACAAUUCGAUUUUCAGAUCAACCACAAGAAACGAAUUAUUAUUGCCAUUUAUGGAUUCUUUUGGCAAGAUGGCCAUUACUCUUGUACUUUGCACUUGUUCAAGAGAGUCGACCAAUUCCAUGGACGGUUGCUAACAGUUUAAGCUAUCACGAACAAACAUUGAUCACUUUAAAAAUCCAAUAA
This is a messenger RNA of Naegleria fowleri, 543 nucleotides long. RefSeq lists its product as uncharacterized. Lineage: Eukaryota; Heterolobosea; Eutetramitea; Acrasida; Naegleriidae. The transcript has a single exon. The record is from RefSeq and is a predicted model, not a curated record. Gene Ontology annotation, molecular function: protein binding. The coding region runs from base 1 to 543 and encodes 180 amino acids.